CUCGACAGAUAUGGCCUUCCCUUCUGGGGCAACGAGAAUGGGAAAAAACUAAUAAUAUGUGAUCACAGGCUGCCCCCCUUAGAGCUCUUCGAGCACUACGAGCAUGGAAAGGAUGCGGAUCCCACAUUCAGCUCCUUACUGAAAGAAGGCGUGAAGGUAUCCGACAUCACCGGAUCGAUCGGCGCAGAGGUUACGGGCGUUCAGCUCUCACAGCUGGACAACAAGGGAAAGGAUGAACUCGCUUUGCUAGUGGCCCAGAAAAAGGUCGUGGUGUUCCACGAUCAAGACUUUGCCACUAUCCCGAUACAGCAGGCUGUUGAUUUUGCGGGCUAUUUCGGCAAGCUGCACGUUCAUCCAGUCAGUGGAGCUGUUCCAGGGUUUCCUCAACUCCAUAUGGUCUACCGCGGGCCCAAAGAUGUAGGUCAUGAUAAAUUGCCCGAGACAAGAACUACGUCCAUUUCGUGGCACAGCGAUGUGAGCUAUGAGCUACAGCCUCCGGGAACCACAUUCCUAUUUGCCGUCGAAGUCCCCGAGAGCGGAGGUGAUACUAUCUUCGUCAACCAGGCCAAAGCAUAUGAGCGACUCUCUCCGACGUUUCGAGAGCGACUGGCGGGGCUCAAAGUCGUGCAUUCCGCGCAUGAGCAGGCCCACCAGGCUAUUAGCAACGGUGGGCAGUUGAGGAGGGACCCAAUCACCACCGUGCACCCUCUGGUCCGAACGCAUCCUGCAACGGGCGAGAAGGCGCUGUACGUCCAACCGCAGUUCGCCCGCUCGAUAGUUGGCUACAAGAAGGAAGAGAGCGACGCGCUGCUGGGGUUCCUGUACCAGCAUAUUGCUCUGAGUCAGGAUAUCCAGUGCCGCGUCAAAUGGAGGCCUAGGUCUGUUGUCGUGUGGGAUAAUAGGGUCACGGCUCACUCCGGCUUGGUGGACUGGGAGGGACCGCGGUUCAGGUAUAUUGCCCGACUGGCAGCACAGGCUGAGGUGCCAACCGAAUAG
Messenger RNA from Aspergillus versicolor CBS 583.65, 996 nucleotides. Its product is annotated as TauD/TfdA dioxygenase family protein. Lineage: Eukaryota; Fungi; Ascomycota; Eurotiomycetes; Eurotiales; Aspergillaceae. The annotation marks the transcript as partial. Gene Ontology annotation, cellular component: cytoplasm. Gene Ontology annotation, molecular function: 2-oxoglutarate-dependent dioxygenase activity. The record is from RefSeq and is a predicted model, not a curated record. The transcript is spliced from 4 exons.